UAACAAGAAUCAAAGUCAAGGAGACCAAAUAAAAAAUACAAAAAACAAAACAAGCGGGCAUGUUUUCAGGUACUGAAAAAGCAAAAGCUUUUCGUUUAUUACUAAUCAUUAAUUCGAAAAUGCAAAUGUACUCAUGUUUUCUAACAUUCUGAAUGAAAAGUGAAACAUUUUUGAACUUUCAAGGUUCAUGCCAGAUGCAUGUGGUAAUAUAAAUUUUUACAUUUCCUUCUAGUUUUUUCUCCUAUUUGUACAAUAUUCUUCGUGACACAUGAGCAUUAGAACAUUCCAGAAAAUGAGUAAUUCAAGUAUUUACUUCAAGAAACUAAAUGCAAAAGUUGGGGAGCCUCCAAGAAAAAGAAAAUGUAAAUCAGUUCCUCACCUGCUACCAGUUGUCUUACCUUCAUCUCCACCAUCUAUCAAAACCCGAUUGGGAAACGAAUUUUUCAACCAAGAAAGCUCUCUCCUGGCAAAUGCCUUACUGGGUAAAGUCCUUGUGAGGCAGAUAAACGAUGAGGAGCAUAUCUGUGGUAGAAUAGUAGAAACUGAAGCAUAUUUGGGCAUGGUGGAUAAAGCUGCUCAUUCAAGUUGUAAACGUUCGGUGCGUACCGAGCCGAUGUUUAUGAAGCCUGGGACUGUAUACGUCUUUUCUAUCUAUGGAAUGUAUCACUGUUUCAACAUCUCGAGCGGAGGCGAUGGGACAGCCGUUCUUUUACGUGCCAUAGAACCCCUUUCUGGAUUAGAACGAAUGCAACAGAUCCGCUCCGAGUCUCAAAAGAAGUCGUGCCAUCGUCUACCGACACACCAAUUAUGCAACGGCCCUUCUAAAUUGUGCCUUUCGUUCGGUAUCACAAAGGAAUUGAAUAAGGUGGACCUAGCGGAUCCCUCGUCUAUAAUCUGGAUAGAAGACUGGAGUCCUCAACCAGAAUUUGUUACCGUAACAUCGACUAGGAUUGGUUUAAGUAAAAAAGCUGCCGAGUGGAUUGAUGCUCCAUUAAGGUUUUACAUAGCGGAUUCUAAGAGCAACACCAUCAGGAUCGACGGCCAUAUUGAAGGGCCAGAACUCUGUCGAGGCAGUUGCAUCUUCAUCACGCUCUCCAACACUUGACGAAAUAAAGCUGUAAAACACCCAUUGCAAGAAAAAAACUCAAACAUGGCUAACACUGCUUCUCAGAAAGAUUUGCUCGAUACUAUUUGGCAUUUUACUCGUGGUUUUAUCGGUAAAGAAUUACUUUCAGAGAGCAAACUCGUACCAGUUCCCUACCUCUCGAAUGCUGAUGAUUUCGGCCUCUUCUCAGUUUUCGUCAAGAGCAAAUCGGAAAACGUAAGUCAAAAGAUUAAGCAUUCGCUGGCGAGUGCUUGUUACCAUGUAAUUGGCCACGUUUCCGAAGUCUUUGAGCUGGAAAAAACUGACCUUGAUCGUUUGUUGAACAGCGCUAAACCACACACAGAGGACGUCGGCAAUCAGUCCGAAAAGUGGGAGAAGGACAUCGAUUUGGGAUUCAAGUCAGUACAUUUGACUGUCGAAGGGCUUCACAAAUUUCUCAUCCCGCUGAAUUUGAGUGAAGGAGACCUUUGCCUGAAGCAAAAUAUUCCUGAUCUGGUCGGCGCCAAAAGCGUGUACAUCAUUACAGAUGUAAUGAAGGCCAGUCGCGUUACAGCAUGUGUUACGAGCGAUGACGUCACGAUGGAAAGAGUUUCUGCUGUUUCUGUUCCAAUAGGAUUUGGCUAUUCGAAAUUCCGAUUGACUCCCGAGGGACUCGUUGCUGAACAGAUGAAAUGCAAGCCUGCUUUUCUCGGCAAAUGGGUUGUUGUGAUUAAUCAACCUUCCGAACCCCUCAAAAAAUAUAUCACUCGACUCUCAAAACUCAAAUCCUUUUUUCCCGACGUAAAUACUCCUAUUUUGCAAGAAAAAAACUCAAACAUGGCUAACACUGCUUCUCAGAAAGAUUUGCUCGAUACUAUUUGGCAUUUUACUCGUGGUUUUAUCGGUAAAGAAUUACUUUCAGAGAGCAAACUCGUACCAGUUCCCUACCUCUCGAAUGCUGAUGAUUUCGGCCUCUUCUCAGUUUUCGUCAAGAGCAAAUCGGAAAACGUAAGUCAAAAGAUUAAGCAUUCGCUGGCGAGUGCUUGUUACCAUGUAAUUGGCCACGUUUCCGAAGUCAUUGAGCUGGAAAAAACUGACCUUGAUCGUUUGUUGAACAGCGCUAAACCACACACAGAGGACGUCGGCAAUCAGUCCGAAAAGUGGGAGAAGGAAAUCGAUUUCGGAUCAUAUUCGUUACAUUUGACUGUCGAAGGGCUUCACAAAUUUCUCAUCCCGCUAAAUUUGAGUGAAGGAGACCUUUUCCUGAAGCAAAAUAUUCCUGAUCUGGUCGGCGCCAAAAGCGUGUACAUCAUUACAGAUGUAAUGAAGGCCAGUCGCGUUACAGCAUGUGUUACGAGCGAUGACGACACGAUGGAAAGAGUUUCUGCUGUUUCUGUUCCAAUAGGAUUUGGCUAUUCGAAAUUCCGAUUGACUGCCGAGGGACUCGUUGCUGAACAGAUGAAAUGCAAGCCUGCUAUCCUCGGCAAAUGGGUUGUUGUGAUUAAUCAACUCUCCGAACCCCUCAAAAAAUACAUACUGCGAAUGUCAAAUCUCAAAUCCUAGUUUUCCGGCGUAUGACGCUAAAAGUGAUUUCUUUUAAACUGUUUAAACAUUUCGAAACGUUCCUACUGGCGAUAUUUUCAAAAUUUUUACUUACUAACUUUUUUACUUUCGACUCGCUCUGUUACUGCCACACGCCGUCCCAUUCGCCAUAUUUGUGUGUCCUAUUCGAGUUCAAUACAAAAUAAUUACAAAUA
This is a messenger RNA of Daphnia magna, 2841 nucleotides long. RefSeq lists its product as uncharacterized. Gene Ontology annotation, molecular function: DNA binding; alkylbase DNA N-glycosylase activity. Gene Ontology annotation, biological process: base-excision repair. The record is from RefSeq and is a predicted model, not a curated record. NCBI's taxonomy places the organism in Eukaryota, Metazoa, Arthropoda, Branchiopoda, Diplostraca, Daphniidae.